Molecule: messenger RNA, 938 nt
Organism: Prorocentrum cordatum
Lineage: Eukaryota; Dinophyceae; Prorocentrales; Prorocentraceae
Source: the annotation of a GenBank genome assembly
GAUAUCUCGGAUAGGUACCACCUACAGGACUGGUUCAAAGGGCAGCAGCUGGGACUCAGCGAGUACUACCUAAUGGUUUGGGACACCAAGUGGGCCCUGGAGUGGCCGGAGCGUGACAUGGCACCAGGCACCCCGAACACUUUCCUCAUCUCUAAGUCCUCGCCAACUGUGGAUUUCCUGGCCGAAAUGACGCACGUAUGGCCCCCAGCCCCCGGCGCCAGGGUCUCAGGCGCUGACCGGAGCCGCCCUGCUGGAAUCGCGCUGGUCCACUACGACGCCAAAAGGAACGGUCCCUUCCACGAUAACGACGACACAGUCGCAAGGCCCCGCCCAGGCCAGGCAUCUUACAGGGUCGAUCGCACCACGAGGAAGACCCAGUAUAACAAGGUCAACGCGGCGAUACGAGAUUUCUUUUCACUCGGGUGGGAAAAGGCGGCUUUCUGGGGCACCGCCCUCCCACCCAUCGUAUGGACGCUUGUCUUCCGACACAAGGACUACGACAGCAAGGCCAGAGCCCUCGCCGUGCCAGUCCAGGAAGAAGCGGCAGACCUUCUGCUGGCGCAGGCCUCGGUGAUCCUGGAGCGCAUCAUCGACGACCAACCCCGCGCCGACCCACGUACCGGCAGACCUGCACUGACGCCGCAACUGGCGGAUAAUUCCCCAGGCAGCGUUUUCCAGCGACUUCUGCCGGCCCCUAGGGAGGAGCAACUUGCGCACAUCUGUGACCUGCACCGAGCCAACGACGCGCAGCGGCGCUGCGCGCUAGCGACACAGAACGCCCUGCUCACCCUCUGCCACGGACCUCCCGGGACUGGGGAGACCAAGGACAAGGUUAAGGGAAGCGUGGCCAAAUCGAUCACCCCUGCGGCAAAGUACGCCAAUAUGUACAACGUAUCUGAGGGCGACGUCAACACGUGGCACGUGAACUGGUUCCGCAA